Lacerta agilis (Sand lizard) is the source of this 5312-nucleotide messenger RNA. RefSeq names its product ATP binding cassette subfamily A member 5 (gene ABCA5). Gene Ontology annotation, biological process: lipid transport; transmembrane transport. Gene Ontology annotation, molecular function: ATP binding; lipid carrier activity; ATP hydrolysis activity. NCBI's taxonomy places the organism in Eukaryota, Metazoa, Chordata, Lepidosauria, Squamata, Lacertidae. The coding region runs from base 107 to 5080 and encodes 1657 amino acids. Gene Ontology annotation, cellular component: intracellular membrane-bounded organelle; membrane. The transcript is spliced from 39 exons. The record is from RefSeq and is a predicted model, not a curated record.
AGCGGUGCCGCCGCCGCCGCCACAGUGUCUCGCCGGCUUGGCUGUUUUGGGGAGCGGCAGCUUCUUCUAGGCGAGGCUGCGGCUUCUCUCAGGCUACGUGUGAAAAAUGCCUACAGAUGCUCCAAGACAUGUUGGAGUGUGGCGACAAACCAGAGCUCUUUUAUACAAAAACUGCCUAGUUAAAUGGAGGACGAAAAAGAGCAGUGUUCAGGAAGUCCUACUUCCACUUUUCUUUAUAUUUUGGCUAAUAUUAAUGAGCAUGAUGUAUCCAAGCAAGAAAUAUGAUGAGGUGCCUGAUUCUGAUCUUUAUUCUGUGGAUCACUCCAGCAUCUCUGACUUAAUUGUUGGCUACACACCAGCGAAUGAUGACACAAGAAAAAUCAUGCACAAAAUGUCCGCAGAAUACUUUGCAGAAGGAAUAAUUACUGAAGAAUUUCUAAGUGAGGAGGCAAUGCAAGAGGCUAAUCUUCGUAAACCUCGAAAAUUUGUGGGUAUAAUUUUCAAGGAUUCUAUGUCCUACCACCUCAGAUUUCCUCCUGCAAAGGUUCCAGUAUCUGCAAUUUAUAUGGAAUCCAGAGCCAGUUGCCCAAGCCCUUCCAAGAUAUGUGAAGCUGAAACGUACUGGCGCAAUGGAUUCACUGCUCUACAGAUCAGCAUUGAUGCAGCAAUUAUACAGCUGAAGACUAAUCAAUCAGUAUUGGAAGACCUGAAACUAACAAAUGCGAUCAUGAUGGGAGAGUCUGCCAUUAUGGAAAUAGACAAUUUCCCUCGUGCAAUCAUUUUAAUUUAUUUAGUAAUUGCCUUUUCACCCUUUGGUUAUUAUUUGGCAAUUCAUAUCGUGGCAGAAAAGGAGAAGAAAUUGAAAGAAUUUUUAUUGAUCAUGGGUCUCCACGACACUGCCUUUUGGCUUUCUUGGGUCCUACUGUAUACCAGUCUGAUAUUUGUCAUGUCCCUUCUCAUGUCGGUCAUUGCAACAUUUUCUUCGCUCUUUCCCAAAAGUAGCAGCUUUGUGAUAUUUCUUCUUUUUUUCCUAUAUGGAAUAUCUUCCGUUUUCUUUGCAUUUAUGUUGACUCCUCUCUUCAAAAAAUCAAAAUAUGUCGGUACAGUUGAAUUUCUGACCACCCUGGCUUUUGGUUUUGUGGGCCUGACAGUCGUCCUGCUGGAGGAUUUUCCAAAGUCAUAUGUCUGGUUACUAAGUCCUCUGUGUCAGUGCACAUUUUUGGUUGGUGUUGCACAGGUGAUGCACCUGGAAGAUUAUGGAGAAGGAAGCGUUUUCUCAAAUUUAAGCCAUGGUCCUUACCCUCUAGUUAUUGCACUUUCACUAUUGGCCCUGGACAGCAUGCUUUAUCUGCUCCUAGCACUUUACCUGGAUCAGGUGAUUCCAGGAGAAUAUGGACUGCGGAGAAACUUUUUUUUCUUCCUGAAACCAUCAUUUUGGUUAAAGCGAACCAGAAAUUAUAAAGAAUUGUAUGAGAGCAGCAUUAACGGGGCCUUAGAUUUCAAUGAGAUAAUUGAACCGGUAUCCUCUGAAUUUCAGGGGAAAGAAGCUAUCAGAAUCAACUGUGUACAGAAAACAUUUGUUAAGAAAGGUGAAACUGUCGAGGCUCUAAAAAGUUUAUCCUUUGACAUAUAUGAGGGUCAAAUAACAGCAUUACUUGGACAUAGUGGAACUGGAAAAACAACCUUAAUGCACAUUCUUUGUGGAUUGUGCCCACCUUCUGAUGGUUUUGCAUCGAUCUAUGGAUAUAGAGUUUCUGAAAUAGAUGAAAUGUUAGAAGCAAGAAGAAUAACUGGAGUUUGCCAGCAGUUAGAUAUAUAUUUUGAUGUAUUAACAGUGCAAGAAAAUUUGUCAAUAGUUGCCUCAAUUAAGGGGAUACCUCCCAAUGAUAUGAUACAAGAGGUCCAGAGAGUUUUACUAGAUUUGGAUAUGCAGCACAUAAAAGAUAACCAAGCAAAAAAGUUAAGCGGAGGACAGAAAAGGAAGCUGUCAAUUGGAAUUGCGAUUCUUGGAGAUCCAAAGGUAUUACUCUUAGAUGAACCAACUGCUGGCAUGGAUCCGUGCUCACGGCAUACGGUUUGGAACCUGUUGAAAAACGGAAAAGCCAAUCGCGUCACAGUGUUCAGUACCCAUUUCAUGGAUGAAGCAGACAUUCUUGCUGAUCGGAAAGCUGUGAUUUCUCAAGGAAUGCUGAAAUGUCUUGGCUCCUCUCUGUUCCUUAAAACAAAGUGGGGGAUUGGCUACCGCUUGAGUAUGCACAUAGACAGGUACUGUAACACAGAAGGUACAGCAUCUUUGAUCAGACAGCAUAUCCCUGGAGCCAGUUUGUUAAAGCAGACUGAAGAACAGCUUGUGUAUGCCUUACCUUUUGACGACAUGGACAAAUUUUCAGCACUGUUUGCUGAUCUAGACACUCACUCUCAUUUGGGUGUCAUUUCUUACGGAGUAGCCAUGACGACUUUGGAGGAUGUGUUCCUCAAGCUGGAAGUCGAAGCUGAAAUCGACCAAGCGGAUUUCAGUGUAUUUAACCCAGAGCAAGCUGAAGAGGAAUUGGAUGAGAAAUCUGUUGAUGAGUUAGAGCAGAGCCUACUACUGCUAUCCGAGACGAAAUCUUGUGCAGUGAGCAAUAAGUCUCUUUGGAAAAAGCAGGUCUUUACCAUAGCGAAAGUACACUUCCUUAACUUAAAACGAGAAGUUAAAUCAGUGACAGCAGUAUUCUUGCUAUUUGCUGUGUUUCUUCUUAUUCAGAUUCUUAUGUUCCUUAUACACCAUUCCUUCAAAAACGCAGUGAUCCCUAUCAAACUCUCCCCAGAUUUAUAUUUUCUUAGUCCCAAUGAAACUCAUCACAAAUACAAAACCAGCCUCCUCAUUCAAAACUCUACAGGGUCAAACAUUGACGACAUCCUCAGAUCUCUUAGGAGCCAGAAUAUUCUAACAGAGAUACUCAAUGGCAGUGACUAUGGAGCAGCUGACACCCAUGGAACAGCAUUGAAUGGCAGUGAUUAUGUCUCGUUUGCUCCACAUAAUGCAGGAUUAAAUGUGUUGCAUGAUGACAAGAACUACAUGUUUACAGUGGCUUUUAACCGUACAAUGGUGCAUUCUUUACCUGUUAUGAUGAAUAUCAUUAGCAACUUGUACCUGCACAAUUUAAACGUAACUGAAAGGAUCCAUGUCUGGAGUAACCCUUUCUUUCAAGAAAUUACUGACACGGUUUUCACACUAGUUCUGUACUUUGAGGCUGUGUUACUAGGAGUCAUUGUAACCGGGAUGCCGCCAUAUUUUGCCAUGGAGAACGCAGAAAAUCACAAGAUUAAAGUCUACACUCAACUUAAGAUCUCAGGUCUUUAUCCAUCUGCAUACUGGUGUGGACAGGCGCUAGUUGACAUUCCUUUAUUUUAUAUUAUUCUCCUCCUUAUGAUGGGUAGCUUAUUUGUAUUUCACCAUGGAGUUUAUUUUUUUCCUGAAAAUUUUCUUGCUGUGAUUUUUUGCCUCAUUGGCUAUGUACCAUCAGUAGUUCUGUUCAAUUAUGUUGUCUCUUUCACCUUUAAAACGAUUCAAAACACCAAAGAAUUUUGGUCAUUCAUUUUUUCAGUGGCAGCCUUGGUUUGUUCUGUUGUCAUCGAAAUAGCGUUUUUUAUGGUCUACUACACAACAGCGGCCGUCCUUCACACCUGUUUUUCUGUCUUCAUUCCAAUCUAUCCCCUUAUUGGGUGCCUCAUUUCUUUUAUAAAGAUAGCCCGGAAACUUGAUAACAAGAUGGAAAGGAAUUCAGAAAGAUUGCUGGUUUCAGUAAUAGCGCCUUAUUUGCAAUGUGUCAUUUGGCUCUUCCUUCUUCGAUAUCUUGAGGUGAAAUGUGGAGGCAAAUCGUUGAGAGAGGACCCAUUUUUCAGAACUCCUGUGAAAGUGAAGACCUGGAAAUUCCCAGAUGUGCCACAUAAUGAAGAUGAGGAUGAAGAUGUUAUGGCUGAAAGGUUGAGGGUUAAGGAGAUGACGACCUGCCAGAGCUGUGAGGAGAAACCAGCAGUUUUGGUCAGUAAUUUGCACAAAGAAUAUGGCGAAAAGAGAGAUUUUCUUCUUGGAAGGAAAAUAAAGAAAGUGGCAACAAACCAUGUCUCUCUUUGCGUAAAAAAAGGAGAGAUUCUGGGACUGUUGGGCCCCAAUGGAGCUGGGAAGAGCACACUCAUUAAUAUAUUGGUGGGAGAAGUCGAACCAACCUCAGGCCAGGUGCUGAUGGGAGAUUAUUCCUUAGGUGAGAAUAAUGAGGAUAAUUCCAUGAGAUUUGUGGGAUACUGUCCUCAGACAAACCCACUCUGGCCUGAUAUUACAUUGCAGGAGCAUUUUGAAAUUUAUGGUGCUAUCAAAGGAAUGAAAGAAAGCGACAUGAAUGAAGUCAUAAAUUGCGUUUCCAGCGCACUUGACUUCAAGGAACAUCUUCAGAAAAGGACAAAGAAACUUGGAGCAGGAAUCAAACGGAAGCUAUGUUUUGCCUUAAGUAUGCUUGGUAACCCUCGUAUUACUCUACUAGAUGAGCCAUCUACUGGUAUGGACCCCAAAGCAAAGCAACAUAUGUGGAAGGCAAUUCGUGCAGCUUUUAAAAGUAAAGAGAGAGCAGCCAUUCUGACAACUCACUAUAUGGAAGAAGCAGAGGCUGUGUGUGAUCGAGUCGCAAUCUUGGUGGCUGGAAAAUUAAGAUGCAUUGGUACGGUUCAACAUCUCAAGAGUAAAUUUGGCAGAGGAUAUUUCUUAGAAAUGAAACUGAGACAUGUACCGCUUACAGAGAAGAAGGAGUAUCUUCAGAGGGAGAUUUUGCGCAUCUUUCCAAAUGCAAGUCACCAGGAAAGUUUUGAAUCUAUUUUGGCUUACAAAAUCCCAAAGGAAGAUGUCCACUCACUUGCAUUAUCGUUUUCGAAACUGGAGGAAGCAAAACAUGCGUUUGAUGUUGAAGAAUACAGCUUCUCACAAGCAACACUUGAACAGGUAUUUGUGGAACUUGCGAAAGAGCAAGAGGAGGAAGACAGUGGUUUUGGAACACUAAACAGCACACUUUGGUGGCAACGAGCGCAGGAGAGAGUGGUUUUCUGAUCUGGUCCACGUAGAAUUUUACCUGUUUCAUUCUUCAACUUUUUUUUAAGGGACUGUUUUUGUCGUCUUUGUUUCCUUCCUUUGGAAUGUGUAUGAGCACAGUGAAUUGGAAACAUAUUCCCAAACAAUUCUAAGUAUAAAUAACACUGAUUUCACCUAAAAAUGCAAAAUGGAGCCUAUUCACCUUCUUUGCCUUACAUACAUCAACAUUAUAAAUGUCUUUUAUCUAUGA